GCCUGGUCCUCAGAAGACGGGCAGCUGCAUGCAGAGGCGAUCAGGACGCACGUGGGCAAGGUCAAGACCUUGCUUACCAUGGGCAAGGAGGUUCACGAGGUGGCACUGGAGCAAGCUUCGAAGGCCGCCCUGAAGCUCAAGGACUCCAGCAAACUCUUUUCUUCCGGGGAAGGCAGCAAGCAGAAGGUCCAAUCGGUCGCCCAGAAGGCGCAGACAGUCAAGGAGACGGCCUCGGCCG
Cladocopium goreaui is the source of this 238-nucleotide messenger RNA. NCBI's taxonomy places the organism in Eukaryota, Dinophyceae, Suessiales, Symbiodiniaceae. The record is from the annotation of a GenBank genome assembly.